This is a messenger RNA of Athene cunicularia (burrowing owl), 1918 nucleotides long. RefSeq names its product family with sequence similarity 19 member A3, C-C motif chemokine like (gene TAFA3). The coding region runs from base 133 to 534 and encodes 133 amino acids. Gene Ontology annotation, molecular function: receptor ligand activity. NCBI's taxonomy places the organism in Eukaryota, Metazoa, Chordata, Aves, Strigiformes, Strigidae. The record is from RefSeq and is a predicted model, not a curated record. The transcript has 5 exons.
GGGACACGGCGGCUCGUACUCCCCAUAUUCCUCUCUCUCCUUUCAGAUGCGCUGAUGUCUGCCCCUUGCAAAGACCUGACCCCCCCCGGGUUGGCAGAUGCGCAGGCGUGAGUGUGAACCCCCAGUAAAAGAAUGAGUGAGAGAGACAUACAAAGCCUGAGCAGAUGGGUUUUCGUGCUCACUCUCUGCCUUACCACGCUGUGGGGAAGACUGACGCUGGCCUCCACCCAUCACAGAAGCCAUCCAGUGCACGUAGAGCCGGGCACGUGCGAAGUCAUCGCAGCUCACCGGUGCUGCAAUAAGAACAAGAUCGAGGAGCGCUCCCAGACGGUGAAAUGCUCCUGCUUCCCGGGGCAGGUGGCGGGGACCACGCGGGCGGCUCCGUCCUGCGUGGAUGCCUCCAUCGUGCUGCAGAAGUGGUGGUGCCAGAUGGAGCCGUGCCUCGACGGGGAGGAGUGCAAGGUGCUGCCCGACCUCUCAGGCUGGAGCUGCAGUAGCGGCAACAAAGUGAAGACGACCAAGGUCACACGGUAGCCCCCGUGCAGCUCGGUGGUGGCCGACCAGCCUCAGCGCGGGUCCCUCAGCAGCCGGACGUGGCCCGGCGGGGUGCGGGAUGCUCGGGGGCUGCUCUGAUCCGAGCACCCACUGAGCCCCGGCUGCCCCGGAGGCUGCGGCUAUGGGAGCCCAGUGCAGCUGCAAGACUCCCCUCACUCCACGGUCCCCUCCGCCUCUGUGGACACACUCCAAGAAAUGGGCUCGCUUUCCUAUCCCGUUAAAUAAAAUACGCCAGUCAUGUAAGAGCUGUUGACAGUACAGAGACAGACACACAGCAGCCCCCCAGAACGGGCUUUAUUCGGAAAUAGCUGAAGUCAUUGCUGUGAGUCACCUUUCCCCAUCUCCCAAGAUGCCGAAUCGGGGUCGCUGUCAGGAAUUGGGGAGCCAGUGGUUGUGUGAAGUCCUCCGCCGUUUGGGUCCUGGCUCCUGGCCCGGUGGGUUCCCGGGAGCCAGCACCAAGCCCCGGCCGGAUCUCGUGUCACCCAGGGGCCCCGGCUCCUGCGACCACAUGGGGCGGAUGCGGCGGCGUGGCCGGGGGUGUCUGACACCCCAUCAGCCCCCGGAGAUGGUGAAAUGUCUCGUGGAGCAUGCUGCUGGUUUCUCCUUCCUCGGUAACUGCAUUAAUCAGGCUGCAAGAUUAGUACCUGUUCUCUACUGCGCCAGUCCCAGGCACCGAGUUCCCGCUUGUGCUCGCAAUGGAAUGUCAGAGGAACGCGGGGGAAGCCUCUCCUGCCCGCGGGCCUGGCGCUGUGCAGGUGCCCACCAGGGACCCAGACCCAGCCAGGCUUCGCUGCAUUAGCUCAAAAUAAAGAGCAAGGCACCGUCUCCUGGCCCCGAGCUCGUGGCCUUCUCCAGGACACGCCACCCCCCUGCGUGGCAGGUCGAGGGGGAGAGGAUGGGAACCCCGUGGCCCCGACAUCGGCAGGGCCGGGGUCCCCAGGGCAGCUGUGCUGGUGGGGCUGGUGGCACAUGGCUGGAGCAAGAGCUGCAGGGCGUGGGGCCAGGGCCCCCCCCGAGCACCCCGGCCCCCCUCCAGGGGGACGUGUCGGCUCAGGAGGGGCCGGGGCUGGAGCCGUGCUCGGCUGCCGCUGGCAGGACUCGUUAUUUAGAUGUUUUUGUAACGGGGCGUAUAAUACCUGCUCCAGAUGUGAUGUAAAUAGCAGACUGUGAAAUAAUAAAUUCAUUUUAAUCUCUGCAAAGGAUCUUUUCAUUCCGCAGCGAAGGGAGGCUGUGGGAGCGCUUCUCUGGCCGACCAGAUCCGAGGCGGAGGGGCUGGGGGCUCUGUCCCAGCCGUACAAUCCCAACCGGCUCGUGCAGCGGCGGCCGCUCUCAUUACUCAUGCAACUGUCUAAUUCUCUGGCUC